Messenger RNA from Symbiodinium pilosum, 3291 nucleotides. The record is from the annotation of a GenBank genome assembly. NCBI's taxonomy places the organism in Eukaryota, Dinophyceae, Suessiales, Symbiodiniaceae.
AUGUGCUGGAGCAUUUUGCUGGGACUCUGUGUCCUCUACGACCUAAUGCUUCUUCCCCUCUACGUGUUCUUUGUGCCUUCAGGAGUGCUGCUCUCCAUGCUUGAGUGGUUCACGCACCUGGUGUGGAAUGUCGACAUUGCCGUGUCUGCACUCACAGGCUUCUACCUGAAAGGCUUGCUUGUGCUGGAGCCAAAACAAACCGUUCGCAAAUACGUCAAGUCCUGGAUGACGUUCGACGUAUUCCUUGUGCUGCUAGUGUGGGUCAACUUUGUCGUCGCCGUGGCUACACCCUCCGAAGCUGAGCAAGAAGAGCUGAUGGCCUGGGCACGCACCUUGCGAGCGCUUCGCUUUCUGAGAUUUGUGCGAAUCUUGCGCUGGCUAAAGCUUCGAAGGGUUGUGGAGACGCUUCAUCAAGUAGUGGGCUCUCCCGCAACUUCUUUGUACUUCAGCCUCUUUAGUAACGUGGCGCGGCUUCUGAUCCUGAAUCAUCUGGUGGCCUGCUGCUGGUUCGGUGUGACUCAUCUCAUGGAGGAUCCAACCUGGGUUUCUCUGAAUUCUGUUGGGCAAGAAUCUGUCGUGAACCAGUACUUGAAGUGCCUGAAUUGGUCGUUCGCACAGCUUGGUGUGGGCUCAACGAACAUUUUCCCAGCAAACGUGUUGGAGGAGGCUUAUUGCGUUCUCAUUGCAAUCAGAUCUCUGCUGACCUAUGCAACACUUGUUUCCUCCAUGACAAACUUGAUGACCGGGCUAAGCAAAAUCCGAGAGGGUGAGGAAACAGACUUCCGGCUGCUCUAUGCAUAUCUCAAGGUCAAUGAUAUCCCAGAGGUCUUGCGCAGGAGGGUUGCUCGCUUCGUGGAGCACCAAUAUCGCCUAAAAGCAGACAAGAAAGUUGGCGAUGUCGGAGACGUCCCCGUCCUCGGUCUAUUGUCAGCGCAGCUACGAGGCGAGCUGAUGUUAGCCAAGUAUCGCAAGUCUUUCUGCAAGAUUGCGUUGGUCCGGGACCUGUUUCAACUCGAGAAUGAAAAUGCUCAGGUUGUUCAGGUUCUGCAUCAUCUGGCCACAACAGCUGUGCGAGACACAUCUGUAGCCGCAGGAGACAUUGUCUUCUAUGCAGGCAAUGUUGGCAACGCUGCUUUUCAGAAGUUGUCUGGCGAUCUCCGAUACGUGCUGGAGGUGGACGAUGAAGUGAUUGCCAGCCCACUGUGGAUUGCAGAAGGCGAUCUCGUGGCUAAAGAAGUCUCGCGGCUGCUGGUCCUGGAUGCAGCAGCAUUCCGCCAAAGCAUUUGCCAAUGCCGGCUUACGCAGAAGGCGGCCUCGCAAUAUGCUCGGCAGUUUGUGAACCGAAUGGCGCAAGUGGAGGUGAUGACAGAUUUGCUGCACAAUCAUAACCAGGAUCCUGAGAUGGAAGAAGAGACCGCAAAGGACGACAUCUGGCCGAUCCGUGAGGUCCCAGCCUCUUCCGUGAGACGCCUGCCAGAGGAGUGGGUUCAGCUGCAGCUGCUGAUUUUCAGUCUGGAGGGCACCAACGACGACUUCAACCCACAAGUGGACGAGGCUGUGGAGGUCCUGCUGUCAGCGACAGAGUCGAACCCCAGUGGCUGGGCCUUAGGAAAAGUGAAGACGAUCAAGAAUUCCUUCUACUUCAUCACCUUCGAUCCAACGCAGAAGGGGAAGCAGGAUCUGAUCGUUGAGCGGAAAGCCCUGCGGCGCACUAGCUCCGAGCAGCAGUUGGACGUGUCCUCGAUGAUCCGAAAGCUGCUGCCAGUGGAUGCCGACCUGCAUGGGUGGAUUCGGUCUCAGGACUCGUCUGGCUGCCUGAACCACGUGCAGAAUAAAUGCAAUCUGCUGGUAGCAAACUGCACCAACGUGGAACUUGGCAGCUCCAAGGAUCCAGAGGUGCUGCUCAUUGGGGGCGAGCGCGAGAUCCGGCUUGGGGUGCUGCUUUUGGAGCAGAUCCACUUCAAGUACCAGAUCCAAAUGCAGAGGUUCCACGAGCAUCGCGAGCAGCUCAUGGAGCGGUUGACAGUGGCAAAGCAGUGGCAUUCAGCGCAGCAUCAAGAGGUUUUUGAAGUCGACCAAAACAUGGUCGGCAGGAUCAUUGGAAAGAAGGGCGAGAAUGUGCGGGACAUUCGCGAUCGACACAGCGUCGACGUGUGGAUCGAGGAUCCCCGUGGCCACAGUACCAGCUGCAGGGUGACGGUCAGCGGGCAGACGCCCGAGGCUGUCAAGGCGGCGCGUGAUGAGCUGGAGUUCAUCACCGUAUCCAUUCCUGUGGAUGGCGAGCAUGUUGGAUGGAUCUUGGGCAAGGGCUACCAGACCAUAACGGACAUUGCCGCAAAGACGAAGCUGCACCAUGCCAGAUACGACGACAAGUCCAAGACACUGGAGCUCUGCGGCUUGCGCAGCCAGGUGGAGGACGCCAAGCUGAUGAUUUCAGUUCACCGAGAAUAUCUUCCAGUGUACCGAGAUAUGGACGAGGAGCAAAAUGCUAUCCAGAUGUCCUUCGACAAACUUGAUGGUGUGGCAAGCACCAAGGGGAAGGGCAAGAAGGGAGAGAAAGGUAAGGAGGGCAAGGGUGAAGGAAAGGAUGAGGAGCCUCAAGAAUCUUCCGGAAAGACAAGGAAAGGCGACGAGAUGCCCCGCAAAGGCUCGAAAGGGGAAGGUAAGGAAGGCAAGGAGGGUAAGGAGGGCAAGCAGGGAGAAGGCAAGGAGGGCAAGGAGGGCAAGGAGGGCAAGGAGGGCAAGGAAGGAAAACAGUGGAGAGAAGGCAAAGAAGGCAAGGACGGCAAGGGUGCGCGCGCCAAUCGUAAGGGUGAAGAGUGGGAGGAUUGGCAUGGCAAGAAGGGCAAGGACGGAAAGGACGGAAAAGGCGGAGGAAAGGAAAGCAGCAAAGAGGGUGGAAAGAGUGGUGGAAAGGACAAGGGCAAGACAUGGAACGAUGGUGGCAAGGACAAAGACCGUGGUGAUGAAGGUAAGGGCCAAGAUGGGAAAGAAGGAAAAGGAGGAAAGGAUGGCAAGGAUGGUGGUGAUGCCAAAGGAGGGAAAGAAGGAAAAUCUGGUAAAACGUACAGAGCCAAGGGAGAAGGAAAGGAUGAAGGGGGGAAGGAAGGAAAGGAAAAAGGUGAGGGAAAAGGCAAAAGCAAGGAGGAUCGCACAGGCGAUGCCGAGUCCCGUGAGGCUGGUAAAAGCGAAAGAGAAGGAAAAGGAGGCACCAUGGUCAAGUUCCGUUCACAAGAGUUGUGCCCGUGUCUUGCUGCCUUGCUGCAGGCAAAAAAGGAAAGGGCAAGGUAG